GGCAUGUGUGGCCUCCGCGGGCAUGGCAUCUGCGGUAUUUGAGGGCACGUCGCUGGUGAAUAUGUUCGUGAGGGGCUGCUGGGUGAAUGGCAUCAGGAGACUGAUCAUCAACAGACGGGGCGACGAGGAGGAGUUCUUCGAGAUCCGCACUGAGUGGUCUGACCGCAACGUGUUGUACUUGCACCGAAGCUACUCAGACCUGGGACGCCUCUUCCAGCGGCUCCGAGACUCUUUCCCCGAGGACCGACCCGAGCUGUCACGAUCCCCGCUCCUGCAAGGGCUAAUUGCAAUAAAGGAUGCUCAUGAUAUAGAAGCCAGACUUAAUGAAGUGGAGAAACUUCUAAAAACUAUUAUUAGCAUGCCAUGCAAAUAUUCUAGGUCAGAAGUGGUGCUUACCUUCUUUGAAAGAUCCCCUUUAGAUCAAGUAUUAAAGAAUGAUAACGUACAUAAAAUUCAACCGAGUUUUCAGAGUCCAGUCAAGAUAUCAGAAAUCAUGAGGUCCAAUGGAUUUUGUUUAGCAAACACUGAGACAAUAGUUAUUGACCACAGUAUACCAAAUGGAAAAGACAAUCACUUGGACGUGGAUUCAACAGAACAUUUGUUUGAGAAUGGCAGUGAGUUUACCUCAGAGCUAGAAGACAGUGAAGACCCAGCAGCCUAUGUCACCAACCUGUCCUACUAUCACCUGGUCCCUUUUGAGACGGACAUUUUGGACUGACCUUCCAGUAGACCAUUCACCUACCUUCUGGCCUUUUAUUACUGACUUAUGCUGCUGUUCCAUAGCUGCCAACCACUUAAAUUAAAAGGUGGUCAUCUAAUCCCAGAUUUGACAUGAUGCCUGCAAUGAAAUCAGUUCUAUGGCUCAGAUUGUCAGUGGGUCUCCAGGCCCUUCUUAAGGUACAAGUUUUUGGAAGACAGUGGAAACAGGGGAAGAGAACUCACAUCCAGGUGGAUUCUGGUAUGAGGGAAGGGUAUAUGGCAAAGUUUGUAGCAGCCUCGGAAGCCUCAGGACCACCUAUAUGACUGACUGUAGUCAAAGAAUCCUUAUGGAAAUUCCUUUUCCUUUCAGUAAAACCAGCCUGUUUUUUUCAUUUCCUGGGGAGCCUACACGUCACACCUGGUGCAAUGGAUAACCACCCAGUGCCUACAGGGGAGACAUACUGUAAGGGCAAUGACUCCAUUUAGCUCUGACAGGUCUAUACUCUAUUGUUUCCUGAAGAGGAGCGUCCCACUUUCUCCUCUUUCUUUAAAGUGCCCUGGGCAUCCCCUUCCUGACCCUGUUCUCCUCCACCCUCACACAUACCUGUGACUCACAUGUCAAGUUUAGAAAAUACUUGGAAUAAGAUUGUGAACCAUUGCCCAGUUCUGAAGACAGGAAGGGAAAGUGAGUCAGCCAGCCAGGCCAUGAGUAGCUACAGGAUUUCCCUGGGAACCAGGAUGUGUAUUGUGGUCGUUGUUUUCAGCUCACAUCUGGACAAGUGGGCUCUACUAAGACUUGCUCUUAUUGUUGUUCCUGGAGGAUAAUCACCAAUGGGUAAUGUCAUCUGCAGCACAAGGGGAGACCUUUGAGGAUCAGACUUCUCCCUGGAUAAGCUCAGACUGAUUUAAUGAUAGGCUUUGGGAGAUCAGGCCAAAAGGAAAAGAGUCUGUUCUGGGCUAACAGCUCUUCAAUGUAGGAGUAAUGAGUGUCUUUAUUACCACCCAGCAGUCAGAGGUUUGACCUCACUUGCUGUUCCUCAAGUAUUUAAUGAAAUAAUUACCAUGCUUAAUCUGAAAGGAUGGGAAACAGGAAGAAAGCUAUUUGUGAGUUGGUUACCUCUCCAGUGGUGGUUUCCUUAGCCUGGGAGCACCCCUCGGUGCUUUGCCUUACAUUCUCCCAACAAACUUUCCAUUGCUAAGUGUCUACUAACCACAAACAUUUGCUAAUGUAAAUAAUAAUAAAUUAUUGAGAGUCCUAAUUCUUUUACACAGUCUGUUUUAAAAUCUAUUUUAAUGAAAUAAAAUAUAUUACUCUCCUUAAGUCUAUUUAA
Messenger RNA from Vombatus ursinus (common wombat), 2030 nucleotides. RefSeq names its product PX domain containing 1 (gene PXDC1). Bases 23 to 718 code for a protein of 231 amino acids. The transcript is spliced from 5 exons. Lineage: Eukaryota; Metazoa; Chordata; Mammalia; Diprotodontia; Vombatidae. Gene Ontology annotation, molecular function: phosphatidylinositol binding. The record is from RefSeq and is a predicted model, not a curated record.